AGAGAAAAACAUAGACAGAGAGAAAUAAGAGACACAGGAAGUGGAGACAGAGAUAAGGGGAGAAGGCAGCUCUAUCACCUAUCGCACUCACAGAUGCACAGACGGUGGGUGCAUAUACUUCCAAACCAUCUCUGCCUUUCUAACUCAACUCCAGCCAACCAAACCAGAACAUCAUGAGUCUCUCCAGCAACAGCAUCGCGUUCAUUCAGCAGGUCUACCCAUUUCACGAUGGCUGGAACAUCGCCUGCUUUGUCAUCCUCCUCCUCUUUAUCCUCACCAUCCUUUCCCUCGCCAUGCUGGCCUUCCUCUACGAGCUGCUCGACUGCAGCUGCUUCGCCAAGCCCAAGGCCAGCCGCAAUCACUGCAGACACAGUGAUGAGAUUGUGUAGGCUCCACGCCAAGGAGAGAGAAUGCCUCCAGAGUGUACCAACCACCUCCACAUCCACUCCAACAAUAUUGAUUGGUCACAGGGGAGGUUUGGACUUCCUAAAAUUCUCCACCAUCUCCUUCGUUUUCCGGGUGUUAUUUUGCAGCCAAUUCAGUGAUUCUUGAUACAGUGACUGGUCCUGAGUGCAUGCUGGAGGCUGCUGUGUUGAGGCAUUACGCUGCAAUGGUGGUGACUUGUUAGGCAAAGGCAUUAAGCUGCAAGGCUGUUGAUCACUGAGCUGUAAAAUUUAGUUCCAUCCUUGAUCUAACACAUUUGGCUGUGAUAUUCAGAUGCUACUCAGUGUUUCCCCUGUCGAUGUACACAAAGUUUACCUUAAACAUCCAUCACAAUAACACACUGUUGGUACUAAGUUCAAUAGAUAAUGAAAUAAUUCAAAUAAUUACUGACAAACUGUGUUUAUCAACCGAAUGCUUGAAUGCAAUGAAUGCUUAUUAAGGAUGUCCUGAUCAACUUUUUUUGCCCCCAGUACCAAUUAGUCAUUUAAUAUUGAGCAUCUUCCGAUAUCGAAUCUCAAUCCAAUACUUAUAUUUUCCUAAAUAAUACUAUUGCACAGUGCAUACUUCAAGUACAAUACAGUUAUUAAAAUCAAUCCAUUGUAUAUGCCUGCCACUCAUAUUUUUUCAUAUUUCUCGCAUUGUGCUGCAAAAUGACAUGGACCCCUUGCUUGUCUAUGUAUUCAACAUCUCCUCAACUGCUUGGUUUUACAUGCACUGCUGUAUGAGAUCAGUGGAACUGCCGCAUACGCAACACUGCACACUUUAAAUCAAAAGUGGCAUCAAUACAGUGUGCUGUGAGUCCAAAUAAUGACAUCGUGGAACCAUCAGAACUCCAAAUAUCUGUGGUAAAGCCAGUAGCAGUCACAUAUGAUAGAAGACCUCGUAUGUGGUCGCAAACCUUGUUGUAAAUGAAAACCUGUAUUUUCUACCACAGCAAUAGGCUGGUCAAUGUUAUGAAUUCAGUUACCUUCUAUGUAAGCUUUUUUUCUAUGUAGGCCAUGUUACUGUCUGGAGAAAAUGUCUCUGUUCUUUUAAAAGUUUCCUCUAGUGUGUGUUACUUCGGGGCAGCCUUUGCCUGGCUAACCUGAGCAAACUCACUGUAUUCUGCCGAGUGUUUAUUCUUUAAGUGCGUUCAGAGUGCUGAACCACUGGGCAGCUCUACAAGCAUAUUUUGAAAGCCAUGAUGACGCAGAGAAGAAUGGCAAAGUUUGUAUCCUGCCAGACCAUUUUCUUGACCCAGACAUUAACGUUUUCUUUAAAUGUUCCUGAAUGUUGCCCUCAAGCCCUUGGCUGAAUUCAAUACUACAUUUUAGGUGGAAAAUGAGUGGCAGAGUAAUGGAUAUUUGGAAGGAUACAAAUACUUCCCAUGCUUUUUAUUUAUUUUAUACUCCUUCCAUUUACCCACAGUAAAAGGGGGUGAUGAUCCAUAUAAUUGAGAGAGUGAUGUCCAGACUGAUCAGGUGGUUCCUGGGAUGUCUUAUUUCUUUCUACAGGCAAGGUCCAUUAUAGAUAUCCCAAUGAAAUGGGACUAUGUGCAGGAAAGGAAGCUGGCAGAUGACUUCUUCAUAGGGGCAAAAAACUAAUGUAGUAAAGACAGACUACAAACUAUUCCCUUGAUGAAACAUUGAUCUGGUCAAAGGGGGGCUCUCUCCCACCCCCAGGCCACAGACCAGACCAGGACCAGCUGGUGCUUUGAGGUUGAGCAACAAAGCCAUAAAUACGGCCUGGCAUUCUGACCCUUAACCCCCACUCAUUUGAUGGCAUGAACUCAUGGAUGAGAAGGAGAAAAGCUUACUAGCCUGGCUAUACUUCAAGAAACUGUGACCAUGAAUUCCAGUAGAUUCAAAUCCCUACCAGGGAAACUCAUCCCACAGAUUCACGAAUUAACAACUUGCUAUUUAUGUCAAUCAACAAGUAUGGUUAUUUUAAUAUAAUGUCCAAAAUGUGAUGUUUGUCGCAUUAUUCUGUUCAUUACUUGUUCUUUAUUCAUU
Electrophorus electricus (electric eel) is the source of this 2435-nucleotide messenger RNA. NCBI's taxonomy places the organism in Eukaryota, Metazoa, Chordata, Actinopteri, Gymnotiformes, Gymnotidae. The record is from RefSeq and is a predicted model, not a curated record.